This is a messenger RNA of Priapulus caudatus, 1113 nucleotides long. Its product is annotated as leucine-rich repeat-containing protein 15-like. NCBI's taxonomy places the organism in Eukaryota, Metazoa, Priapulida, Priapulimorpha, Priapulimorphida, Priapulidae. The record is from RefSeq and is a predicted model, not a curated record. The transcript is spliced from 6 exons. Gene Ontology annotation, molecular function: protein binding. Bases 1 to 1113 code for a protein of 370 amino acids.
AUGACAAGAAAGAAAGAAGACCCAAAGAAUGACAUCACCGUGCUCACUUCUCAUUCGCUAAAACAGAAUCACCUCGAAUUGUCGGAUAAUGCCAUCGAGUAUAUUGCACCGGGAACCUUCAAAGAUCUAGAUGAAAUCAGAGUAAUAAACCUCUACUCCAACCAUCUGUACACGGUCCAAGCAGGAACCUAUGCCGGCCUCAAGAAUCUAGAGGCCAUAGGACUUCAUUACAACCGGAUUGGCUACAUCUCCCCUCAGGCGCUGCGGGGUCUAAAAAAACUCCAGGUCCUCGAUUUGUCGUAUAAUGCCAUCGAGUAUAUUGCACCGGGAACAUUCAAAGAUCUAGAUGAAAUCAGAGAAAUAGAACUCUACUCCAACCAUCUGUACACGGUCUCAGCAGGAACCUAUGCCGGCCUCAAGAAUCUUGAGGAGUUAGGACUUCGGAACAACCGGAUUUUCCACAUCUCCCCUCAGGCGCUGCUGGGUCUGAAGAAACUCGAGGUCCUCACUUUGUCGCAUAAUGCCAUCGAGUAUAUUGCACCGGGAACAUUCAAAGAUUUAGAUGAAAUCACAUACCUAAGCCUCUACUCCAACCAUCUGUACACGGUCUCAGAAGGAACCUUUGCCGGCCUCAAGAAGCUUGAGGCCAUAUACCUUCAUAACAACCGGAUUUCUAGCGUUGCUGCUGGAGCCUUUGAGGGCGCAACGGCAGCACAGACAGUUUAUAUAUCUAACAACAACCUCGUCACCAUCGCAGCUGGCACAUUCAGAGGACUGAGUAGCGUGACCGAAAUUUGUAUUGAUGAUAAUGCAAUAAGCUUCAUCGAACUUGGCGGUUUUCAUGGGAUGCCAAUGAUCAACUCUAUCAUUUUGGCGGGCAACGAGCGCUUGACAUCUAUCGACAAGGACGUGUUUAAUCUGACUGAACUCACAUCCACAGAUGGAGUAAGCGUUGACCUAGGAGGUUGCAAAUUGGAUUGCCAAUGUGACAUUGACUGGCUUGACGAGGCUCCAUUUACUACUUUGUAUGCCCAUUGCGCAACUCCACCGGAGCUGUCCACAAUCGAACUGCCGUCUUUAAAAUGCGUGAAUGGUCUGAUGGUUCCUAUAUAG